UCGGGGCGGGCCUGGGGCGGACCUGGACCGGUGCGGGGCCGGGUCUGGGCCUGGCCCGGGGGGCUGAGCGCGUCCCCCAUGGAGGCCGGAGAGGAGCCACUGCUGCUGGCUGAACUCAAGCCUGGGCGGCCACACCAGUUCGACUGGAAGUCGAGCUGCGAGACCUGGAGUGUGGCCUUCUCCCCCGACGGCUGCUGGUUCGCCUGGUCCCAAGGCCACUGUAUUGUUAAGCUGAUCCCCUGGCCGCUAGAGGAGCAUUUCAUCCCCAAAGGAUUCGAAGCUAAAAGCCGGAGCAAGAGUGACCCCAAAGGGCGAGGCAGCCCCAAGGAGAAGACCCUAGACUGCGGCCAGAUCGUCUGGGGCCUGGCCUUCAGUCCUUGGCCUUCGCCCCCCAGCCGGAAGCUCUGGGGACGCCACCAGGCCCAGAGCCCCGAUGCCGCCUGCCUGAUCCUCGCCACGGGCCUCAACGACGGGCAGAUCAAGAUCUGGGAGGUGCAGACUGGCCUCCUGCUUCUAAACCUCUCCGGGCACCAGGACGUGGUACGGGACCUGAGUUUCACACCCAGCGGCAGCUUGAUCCUGGUCUCCGCAUCCCGGGACAAAACUCUUCGUAUCUGGGAUCUGAACAAACAUGGGAAGCAGAUCCAGGUGCUGUCGGGCCACCUGCAGUGGGUAUACUGCUGCUCCAUCUCCCCAGACUGCAGCAUGCUGUGCUCAGCUGCUGGAGAGAAGUCGGUCUUCCUCUGGAGCAUGAGGUCCUACACUCUGAUCCGGAAGCUGGAAGGCCACCAGAGCAGCGUGGUGUCCUGUGACUUCUCGCCAGACUCCGCCCUGCUGGUCACGGCCUCCUAUGACACCAACGUGAUCAUGUGGGACCCCUACACCGGCGAGAGGCUCAGGGCACUCCACCACACCCAGCCUGAACCCCCCAUGGACGACAGUGACGUCCACCUGAGCGCCCUGAGGUCCGUGUGCUUCUCCCCAGAAGGCCUGUACCUCGCCACAGUGGCAGACGACAGGCUCCUCAGGAUCUGGGCCCUGGAGCUGAAAUCACCCAUUGCAUUGGCACCGAUGACCAACGGGCUUUGCUGCACCUUCUUCCCGCACGGAGGAGUCAUUGCCACUGGGACGAGGGAUGGCCAUGUCCAGUUCUGGACGGCCCCCAGGGUCCUGUCCUCACUGAAGCACUUAUGCCGGAAGGCCCUUCGGAGCUUCCUCACCACCUACCAAGUGCUUGCACUGCCGAUCCCUAAGAAGAUGAAAGAAUUUCUCACCUACCGGACUUUCUGAGCCCUGCGGCUUGGGGU
Messenger RNA from Suncus etruscus (white-toothed pygmy shrew), 1307 nucleotides. RefSeq names its product WD repeat and SOCS box containing 2 (gene WSB2). The record is from RefSeq and is a predicted model, not a curated record. Bases 79 to 1290 code for a protein of 403 amino acids. The transcript has 9 exons. Lineage: Eukaryota; Metazoa; Chordata; Mammalia; Eulipotyphla; Soricidae. Gene Ontology annotation, biological process: intracellular signal transduction. Gene Ontology annotation, molecular function: protein binding.